Molecule: messenger RNA, 291 nt
Organism: Monoraphidium neglectum
Lineage: Eukaryota; Viridiplantae; Chlorophyta; Chlorophyceae; Sphaeropleales; Selenastraceae
Product: Sodium/hydrogen exchanger 8
Exons: 3
Coding region: 1-291 (96 amino acids)
Biological process (GO): proton transmembrane transport
Cellular component (GO): membrane
Molecular function (GO): sodium:proton antiporter activity
Source: RefSeq, a predicted model, not a curated record
AUGGAGCCGCACCUGCUCCUCCUCAUCUUCCUGCCAAUCAUCGGAUUCUCCGCGGCCGUCAGCCAGGAGCCCCACCAGCUGCGCAAGAGCUGGGGCCAGAUCAUGGUGCUGGCCUGGCCGGGCGUCGUUAUCCAGUUCCUGCUCAUCGCGCUCUGUGGCAAGUAUUUCUUCCCCUACAACUGGUCCUGGCCUGAGUCGUUCCUGUUUGGGGCCAUGCUGUCGGCGACAGACCCCGUGGCGGUGGUGGCGGUGUUGCAGGAGCCCGCUCUGCUCCCCGCCGCCCCCCGCUGA